Astrephomene gubernaculifera is the source of this 3331-nucleotide messenger RNA. The record is from the annotation of a GenBank genome assembly. Lineage: Eukaryota; Viridiplantae; Chlorophyta; Chlorophyceae; Chlamydomonadales; Astrephomenaceae.
UCCUGCCACCUUUUCCAAUUUAUACCUGUGGACUUUAUUUUCUUCUUUUUGACAUCCACCUAAGUCUUUUACAUUAUACACUUGCGCUAAGAUGGCGAAGAAAGCAAAGAAGGGAAAGAAUCGCUUGGAUAAGUUCUACCAUCUUGCCAAAGAGCAAGGGUAUCGCUCCCGUGCGGCGUUCAAGCUUAUCCAGCUUAACCGCAAAUACAACUUCCUAGGGAAAUGCAGAGCUGUGCUGGAUCUGUGCGCGGCGCCAGGUGGCUGGCUGCAAGUUGCGGCCAAGACCAUGCCCGUGGGGUCGCUCAUCCUGGGUGUGGACUUGGCGCCCAUCAAGCCCAUCCGCGGCGUGAAGACGUUGGUGCAGGAUAUCACCACCCAGCAGUGCCGCACAGCCAUCAAGCGGGAAGCAGGGGGUGCCAGGAUGGAUGUGGUGCUGCACGAUGGUGCACCCAACGUCGGUGGCGCAUGGGCCAGCGAAGCAUAUAGCCAGUCGACGCUUGUGCUCGAUGCGCUCAAGCUGGCGGUGGACACGCUGGCGCCUAAGGGUACCUUCGUGACCAAGAUUUUCAGGUCGAAGGACUACAACGCGCUGCUGUACGCCUUCAACCAGCUGUUCGAGAAGGUGGAGGCCACGAAGCCCGCAGCCAGUCGUAACGCCUCGGCUGAGAUCUUCGUGGUGUGCCUGGGCUACAAGGCGCCAGCCAAGAUUGACCCGCGCCUGCUGGACCCCAAAGUGCUGUUCCAGGAAGUGGUGGAGGCCAAGAAGGUCAUGGGCCCAGAGGCGCUGCUGCGCCAGAAGAUUAAGCAGCGGCGUUUCAGGGAGGGCUACGAGGAGGGCGUGACCACGCUGCGCCGCUUCACCUCGGCGCUCGCAUUCCUGGUCAGCGAUACGCCGGUGGAGAUGCUGGGCAGCUACACCGAGCUCGCACUGGAUGGUCCCAACUCGUGGGCCCCGGUGGAGGCUCUGGGCGAGGGCGCCGCGGAGCCCAAGGAGCUGGCCGCCAAGAUCCGCAGCCACGAGGCGACCACUGCGGAGAUCCGCACGCUCUGCAAGGACCUGCAGGUGCUGGGUCGCAGUGACUUCAAGCAGCUGCUGCGCUGGCGGCUGACGGUGCGCAAGGCCCUCAAGGCGGAUCUGAGCACGGAGGAGGACGCAGCAAAGGGCAGCCACAAGAAGGGCGCCAAGGCGGCGGACGGCAAGGCGCAGGCGGGUGCUGACGGCGCCGCCGCGGCAGCCGACCCCGAGGAGGCUCUGCUUGCCGACAUGGCCGCGCUGAAGGACAAGAUGGCUCGGGAGGCGAAGCGCGAUAAGAAGAAGCGGCGGGAGAUGAAGAUCAAGUCGCGGCUUCGUGCGGCACAGGCAGCGCAGUCGGAGGGCCUCACGGACGACCCGCACCAGGGCGGCCCCGACCAGCUGUUUAACCUGACGGGGGUGGAGGCGCGGCUGGGAGACGCGGAUAUUCCGGAUGACGAGCUGUUGGAGAACCUGGACUCCGAUGAGGAGGAGUCGGAUGCUGGCGUGUCAGACGGCGAGGAGGGCAGCGACACGGACAGCGAGCUGGCGUACGAGUUGGAGCUGGAGGAUGCGCUGGAGCACUCGUACAAGGAGUACCUGGAGCGCAAGGGUGUGCGCGCUGCCGCUGAGAAGGAACGGCGCAAGCGGUUGGGUAUGGACGGCGAGCUGGGGGAUGAGGAUGACGAGGACGGUGCCGCGGCGGAUGACAGCGGCGAUGAGGAUGAUGUUGAGCGGCUGAGCGACGGGGACGACGAUGAGGACGGCGACAAGGCCGGCGGCCUGCUGGUGUCGCUGGAUGAGGACCGUGCGGGUGUGGCCAAGAGCGCGUCAGCCAUGGCGGCGCAGUGGUUCAAGCAGGACCUCUUCGCGGACCCCAACCUGCUGGACGAUGACGAGGAGGAGGAGCAGCAGCAGAAGGACCGGAAGGCGGCAAACGGCGCCGCGAGCGCUAAGGACGGCCGGCCGGCCAAGAAGGCACGCAUGGAGGCUGAUGCGGGCACGGGCAAGGGGAAGGCAGCUAAAGGGAAACAGCAGCAACAGGAGGAUGGGACGGAGGACGAGGAAGACGAUGACGAGGAGCCGUCCGACGCCGCGCGUGCGCGCUCUGGGCUGACCGCUGGCACCUCAUCCCAGCAGCCUGCCCGCGGGCGGCGCGGCAGGGAUGAGUUCGAGGUGGUUCCGCAGGAGGCGUCUGGGUCGGGCAGCGACUCGGGGACGGACUCGGAGGACGAGUUUGACAUGCUCGAUGACCAGGGCAAGGCGGAGGUGCUUGCGCUGGCCAAGCGCAUGCUGCGGCGGAAGGAGAAGGAGUCCAUCGUGGAUGCCGCGUACAACCGCUUCGCCUUCCACGACUCGGGGCUACCGCGCUGGUUUGCGGAGGACGAGCGCCGCUUCAUGAGGCCAAUUCCACCGGUCACCAAGGCGGAAGUGGAGGAGGAGAAGCAGCGGUUGCGAGCCAUUGACGCCCGGCCUAUCAAGAAGAUCGCGGAGGCCAAGGCGCGCAAGAAGCAGAAGCUGGUGAAGCGCCUGGAUCAGGCGCGGCAGAAGGCAAACGCCGUUGCGGACCAGGAGGACGUGCCUAUGAAGUCCAAGAUGCGCGAGAUCGAGAAGAUCUACGCAAAGGCACAGAGCACCGGCAAGGGGAAAAAAGGAAAGGGCAAGCGCGGCGAUAAGCGGAAAGGCCCGCCCCUGGAUAACCGCAUGAAGAAGGACAAGAAGUCCAUGAUGCGCGCUAAGCAGAAGCAGAUGAAGAAGAAGGGCAGGAAGGGCCGGUAGAGGCGGCCGUUUAUCGAGGCACGGGGGUCGUUGAAGCCACGUCGUUAGCCAGCACAUUCACCGUGUCAUUGAGCCGGUGGGUUGUGGGCAAGUGCUGGAUGCUUUGUCUUCUGCGACCUGAGCACGUGGGUAGUCGAUUGGGGUCGGACCGGAAUUGGCGGGUCGAGUGGCACCCGGGGUUUUGCUGUAGACGUCGUGGCAUGCGAGCAUGUUAGCUCCUUUGGGGUCGUCGAACGGGAGGAGGCCUGCGCGGGGCAGGCUCCAGGAAAGCACCUUGCCCCCGGGGUUCAUCGUCGGCUCUGUAAUGCAGCCGUGCUGUCGGACGUGUGAUCCUCAGGACAGGGAGCGAGCAUCAAGUACCCAGCGCUGGGGCAGUAUGUCUGGCGCAAUGCUGGGUGUUUUAUUUGGCAACAUUAGCAGCUUGUUACCUAAAGGGCGGGAGCAGGUUGCUUGACGCUGCAAUAGUGUAACACGGGACACUGCAUCCCCCGCUCGCACGUGUGCAAGGUAAACAGGGGCACUUGUCUACAGCGAAAGGAG